Messenger RNA from Aspergillus terreus NIH2624, 1308 nucleotides. Its product is annotated as homogentisate 1,2-dioxygenase. Gene Ontology annotation, biological process: L-phenylalanine catabolic process. Gene Ontology annotation, cellular component: cytoplasm. The record is from RefSeq and is a predicted model, not a curated record. Gene Ontology annotation, molecular function: homogentisate 1,2-dioxygenase activity. The transcript has 3 exons. Bases 1 to 1308 code for a protein of 435 amino acids. Lineage: Eukaryota; Fungi; Ascomycota; Eurotiomycetes; Eurotiales; Aspergillaceae.
AUGCCCGUCACAAAGUUCGACUUCCCCGAAAAGUACGAAUACUUGGUCGGAUUUGGGGUCUAUCACCACUCCGAGGCCCUGCCGGGUGCAAACCCAGUUGGACAAAAUGCCCCUCAAGUCGCCCCCUACAAGUUGCUUAUCGAACGUAUCACCAACAGCUCUUUCACGACUCCGCGAGCCCUUAACUGUCAGAGCUGGAUCUAUCGCGAGAAGGCUGCAUCUGAACGCGGACCGUUUUCCCCCUACAAGACCAAGGCUUCAUCUCCGUCGGGCUUUCAGGGGCCCCGAGCCAUGACUCCGAAUACGUUUAAAUGGGGAGACUUCGAGAUGGAGUCCGGCCUUGACUGGGUUUCUGCGCAGAAACUCGUCUGCCAAGCCGGAAGUAUCCCUACCAAGACCGGUCUUGGAUAUAUGGUAUAUGGGGCGACGGAGAAUAUGCCGCCUAAUACCGUCUAUACGUCAUCCGAUGGCGAGUAUCUUAUCAUACCCCAGGCAGGAGUGUUGGACAUCCGGACUGAAUUUGGAAAUAUGUUGGUGAGACCCAACGAGAUUGCUGUGAUCCCUAGAGGAAUCAAGUACCGAGUUGACCUCCCCGCUGGACCUGCCCGGGGCUACAUCUGCGAAAUCUACCAGGGUCACUACCAGUUGCCCGAGCUCGGCACCAUCGGCUCUACAGGACUCGCUAAUGCACGGGACUUCCAAGUCCCCAAGGCCGUGUUCGAUGGCACUGUUAAGGACGGUGUUGCGACCUGUAGUCCUGCUGAUUGGACUGUGAUCAACAAGUACAACGGCGACCUGUUCUCUUCCGUUCAAGACCACACACCUUUUGAUGUUGCUGGCUGGCAUGGGACAUGUUACCCAUACAAAUACGACCUGGGUCGCUUCUCCCCCCUUGGCAGCCUUCUUUACGACCAUCCGGAUCCAAGCCUUUUCACCGUCCUUACUGUGCCCUCGCGUCGUGAGCCCUUAACCGCUGUGGUAGAAUUCUGCCUCAUCCCUCCUCGCUGGCAGGUGAUGGAAAACACAUACUGGCUCCCCCCAUACCACCUGAACACAAUGAGCGAGUUCAUGGGCUUCAUCAACAAGCACCCAGAUCCCAGCCAGGAUCUGGUUUUCAAGCCAUUCGGUGGGAUGCUUACCGGGGCCAUGAAUCCACAUGGGGCCGAAAGAAAAGAACACGAGGCGGAAACCAAAAAGGAGUUCAAGCCCACCAAGGUGGGUACAGAGCCGUUUACACCUUUCCUGCUCGAGAGUGAAGCGAUGAUGGGCAUGUCAGAAUGGGGGCUCAAGACCGCUACUCAGUAUUAG